Molecule: messenger RNA, 1635 nt
Organism: Alternaria atra
Lineage: Eukaryota; Fungi; Ascomycota; Dothideomycetes; Pleosporales; Pleosporaceae
Exons: 5
Coding region: 1-1635 (544 amino acids)
Source: RefSeq, a predicted model, not a curated record
AUGGACUUGCGACUUCUCGACUACGCCAAGGAAGCUGAAGAGACCGCAGCAGGCCUUCUCUCGUUUGAAGGCGAGAUUCCACAAUACCGCAAAGACGUCAGAAGCUACAUUGCUGAACUAUUCGCUAUAUCACAUGCCCUACAUGAAUUACACGAUGCACUGGAGCUGUCCCGCUAUGGCAGGUAUGCAGGCCACAUCCUGAAGGAUCUAGAGAUAUGUCUCCCAAGCUUGGGGUACACGCUCGACGACGUGCAAGAUAUUUUCAACAGGUCCAAGAAGAGUAGACACACUGCACCGGGCGCUUUUCCUGGCACACCACCGUACGCAAUCAUCUGGGAAGAUGCGCUUACGGAUUUCACCGCACAGGGCAUGUCCUUGCCCCAAAGAUUUGAGACUUUCAGGACAUAUCUACAGGGUAUGCACGACGCUUUGAAAGGGGAAGAUGAUGAAGUAGAACUAGCUAAAUUCAAAGUCCUACUGUCAAGGUUGCUCAAGAAGCAAAAGCCAAUGCCGGUCGAAUCCUACUUCAGUAGGCUUUCGGUACAUGGCAACGGGAAGGGUGGUGCUAGGACGCCAAAGCCGCCUUCCCCCAAGGUGCCCAGACCGAAGAUACACCAACACCCUACAUAUCCGGCGGCUCAGUACGCAUAUCAAGCAUCGCCGCUGCCACUACCCCAUCGAUCUCAUAUUGCACCAACUUGGGGAGGUAUAGGGGAUAUACCGUUUGUUCCACCACCAGUUCCGGAGAUUCCUCAGUCGCCGACAUAUUCGUCUGCGUCAUCCCAGGCUUAUUCAAGCCAAUCGACUGACUCUGAGCCAGUCGCUCACUGGGCGAUGAAGAUCUUUGAUGGUCGCCACGGUUCCACUCCUUUCCGAAGCCCCGCAGAGCCCACCCAGUGCUUUGGAAGGGACGAGCCCCGAGUGAUAGAGAUGCUAGACGGUGAUGGCUUUGAGAAGGUCUUGGAACUACCGUUCGAAGCAACAAAUGUCUGGGUGAGGAUAUACUGGCGACCAGAUGACAAUCGCGCACGAAUACUUUUCCUUACUAUGGAUGCCGACGGACGUCGCCUGAGGCGCCAGAUCCCAAUCACCGCAUUGGCACUGCGGCGCGCGGGACCAUCCCUGCGGCUCUGCCGAGUCAAUCGUGGCGACGGCCAACUUGACAUAUGGGCUAGGUUGCGCUUCCCUCUAUAUGAACGCAUGGUGCUGUUUUAUUGUACCGCCAUUGCUAUGAAGCAUCAGGAUCAAACCGGCAUUGCAGAGGGAUUGGAAGACGUUUUCGUGCCCGGAGAGAAAAUUGUGUUUUCCGGUGAGACGACUGAUAAUAGGUAUCUCCACGCCUUCCGCGUCUACUAUGACACGGACUCGGGCUGCGUGCGGUUCGAAGUUACUGCUCGACGCGGACCGCUCAACACGAUCCCCAUCUGGACUGCAUUUGUUACGCAAUACGUUGGACGUAGCGACUGGAUGAAGCGCGUCAGCCCUGAUACAAUUCAGUUUGAGAAGCUGCAUCCGUAUGUUUUCAGUGACAGCUACAGGCUGCCUAAAGGCCCUACGGGCAAAUACCGAUUGACUUUUACUUCAUCAGAAGAUGCGAAGCAUUUCCGGGACAACUUCCACAGCAUCUUGCCUUGA